AUGCUGUUUCAAUCAGUCAGUAGAUCAUCAGACAAUAGAUCACCAUCACCCUCUGCCACAUCUCAGAAUGACAACGUCAUGAGGUUCUUCCAGGGCAUACCAUCAUCUUCCCCAUCGUCAGCAACGACAACAACUGCAAACAUCCAACAACAAUCAACAUCGCCACCAAACUCACAAUCAAAUACCGUAUCUUUUAUCGAGAACUCUUUCCAACAAACAACUCAACUUUCAUCCUCUGAGGGUAUUGACAAACCAAAGUCAACAGGAAAGGCAUCUAUUGGUGGAGCAUUGCUCACAAAUUUGAGUCAACAAUCCUCCAAUGUCAUCAGCCAUGCCGGUGUCUAUCUACAUGGCAAGAGUAUAUCUGUGGACGAAGCACAGCCAAUGAAGAAAUUGGUCGACCUGGAAUCACAACCAAUCACUCUGAUACCUUCAACAAUCAGGUACCUGUGGGGCUCACUGAUCUCUGUCAAUGACAACUUUAUCUGCUACGUCGUCAAGAAUGAGAAGAUUAGAGUGUUGCAACGGUCGUCCAUACAACGUGCGCUCAUCAAGGACAUUCAUGGAAUAGUCACGGACAUCCAGUUCAUUGACGACAAAGUUGAUCUACUAUCCUGCACAACCGAGAAUGGAAUCGUCUACAUCUUUGACAUUGGGGCGACAAGCUCCACCAUCAACCCCCAGCUUCUGUAUCAGUACAAAAUCGCGCCAAACUCCAACGAGGAACAAAAACCACUACUCACACCAAAGGUCUGCUGGUCGCCAGAGGCGUCACGCUCCAACAUUUCUUUCACCGUUGCUGGUGGAGGACUCUCCUCUCUCAUGGUCUUUGGACCAGAGUCAACGAGCACUGGUCGCUGGAAUCACAUAACACUAGCCUCUUCCUCAAACACCAUCGGCUAUGACGCAAGCGGCAAGCGUCUAGUCUACGGUACGGAGGGUGGAGUGGUUGGUGUGUACGACCUUUCGCAGAACAGGACAGAGUCAGAGCACACCUAUAGCUCGAUGGUCACGUUUGUGUCAUUCAUUGAUGACAAGAAGUUGUUGGUGGGACUUGAUAACAACAGGGAGAUACAUGUUGUGUCGCUUCCAAAGUUUGAAACCAUCCAGACGCUUCGAAUCAUCAAUGGCACCAUGACCCAGUCAUUGAUGGCACCAAUCAUACUAGCCUAUAAGGAUUCAUUCUUGUUUGCCAUAUACACCACCUGCUCAAGGGGCUACAUUCUGCACGUGGAGUCCGAGUCGACGAGCUCAACACACUUUGACUACAUCUCAGAGUUUGAUCUGAAGAAGCCAUUGCUCAGCUUCACAGUGCGUCCAGCCAUCCUGGACUCAAAGCCAUCUGGUUCCACACAGUUGGGCGCCGCCGAGGAGGAGCGCAAGGACAAGAAGUUCAACUUCUUUAGUGUUCAGGAUCAUGCCGUCAACUUCCACUCAAUCAUAGAGUCGGCCAUCUAUUUACCAACCGACUCUUAUUCAACCGAUGACUCUACGAUCACACAGACCGGAAGCAUUGGUCAACAAUCAAGUCUAUCUUCAUCCGGAUCAAUUAAUAGGUCUGCUGCCCCUCAACAGGUCAGUUCAAUCGAUGAAGAACUAUUGACCCCAGGCAAGCUAUUUGUACCAUCAUCUCCACCACCUCUAUCACUACCGGAUCCAAGUCUGCUCACAGUCGAACAACAACUCGACAGUACCGAUGGCCAAGUUCCCCAACAACAACAAAAGACCAUCUCUACCAAGUCACUGAACAAAAAUGGCAAGGUGUCCUUGAACUCUGCAGAAGCUCUUCUUCCAGUUGCAGACAUCACCAACCCUGAACCCUUGUUGAGUCCAAGUGCCAUUCUACAGCAACAGCAGCAGCAGCAACCAAAUGAACUGAAAACACAAUCACCAACACCAACCAGACAAGACAAGUCUGUUGUUUCCACUUCACCAAAGCCAGCACCAAAGUCACAGACACCAUCCAAGACCAAAGUCAAUGUUACGCCUUUGUUUAAGCAAGCCACCAUCAACAUUCCAUCCACAGCAGCACCGACAACAACGACUUCCACCAAUCAAGUAGCAGCAACACAACCAUCCCCUCCACUACCAACCUCCACGACACCAUCAAAUGGACAGCCUGAAACAUCUCCACUCUCGACGCACGACAACUCACCUCCAACAUCGAGCCUUACUGGAUCAUCAGAUGUCCUCCUCCAACAACAAGGAAUCCGUUCGGACCAGCUGGUCAGUUCACUGCAGGCUACGAUCCACAACACAGUCAAGGCAGUGCUCAAAAAGGAGUUGGCACCAAUCAUUGAGAAGGGAAUAGCCACGUCACAGGAGGCUCUGAUGGCCAAGACCACUCAAGAGGUGAUGAAAAAGGUGACUGCCAAAUCUGACGCUGCAUUGAAGACCUCUGUCGAUUCGAUAAGUUCCCAACUCAAAGCAACAAUCAAUGAGUCUGUAUCUGCCACUGUCAAGCCAAUGGUCGAGACCAUCUUUAUGAACUACUUCCAGACAGUCCUGGUGCCAGGCUUUGAGAAGAGUUGCAACCUGAUGUUCAAGCAUCUCAGCGCUUCGUUUGAGAAAGGCAUGACCGAGUCGAUUCAGUCCCAAUCGACUAGCACACAGACUCAGCUGCAGUCCAUCAAGACACUGACAGACCAGCUGAAGCAAGAGAGAGAAGCACACGAUCAGGAAAUCACCAGUUUGACCAAGAAGCAACAAGAUCUCCAGAGUGAUAUGAAGUACAUGAUGUCAUACCUUGGUCUUCCACCACCCCCAUCAGCAGCAGGUGCCGGUCUCGUACACCCAACACCAACACCUCAAUCACCAAUCAAUGGUAUCUCUGCCCCACCCCAACAUGCUUCACUCAUGAACAAUAUCUAUAUGCAACACCAACAACAACAACAACAACAGCAACAAAGACAAUUCUUCUCACCACAAGCAACAGUGGUGCUACCUGUAGCACCACAGCGUCCAAGACUUCAGGCCUAUCCCGAUCUGAAAUCAAUGGUGGACAGCGGAAACUAUGUCGGAGCAUUCAACCAAGCACUCAAUGCCUCCAAUGUGGCAAUGGUUGCCGAUCUCUGUGCCUCACUGGACACAUCGGACAUCUUUUCACAGCAGCAUGCCAAGGUGCUACCCAACGCAACCACACUCUCAUUGAUUCACCAACUAUCGCACGACCUCUCUACCGAUGUGGACCUCAAACUCAAGUGGAUCAAGGAGGCCCUUGGACAAUUGGAUUCAUCUGAUCAGGCCAUAAUGAGUGUUAUUGCUCGUGUGAUGAAUGGUCUCAAGCAAAAGAUUGAACAUCACCCAUCUCUCUCCUCAAAGGACUACUACACCCAACCAAUACUUGCUUCAGUCCGUUACAUCCUUAGUUCCGUUGGACACUGA
Acytostelium subglobosum LB1 is the source of this 3384-nucleotide messenger RNA. RefSeq lists its product as hypothetical. The transcript has 2 exons. The coding region runs from base 1 to 3384 and encodes 1127 amino acids. Gene Ontology annotation, cellular component: P-body. Gene Ontology annotation, biological process: deadenylation-independent decapping of nuclear-transcribed mRNA. The record is from RefSeq and is a predicted model, not a curated record. NCBI's taxonomy places the organism in Eukaryota, Evosea, Eumycetozoa, Acytosteliales, Acytosteliaceae. Gene Ontology annotation, molecular function: protein binding.